Pectinophora gossypiella (pink bollworm) is the source of this 4254-nucleotide messenger RNA. RefSeq names its product VWFA and cache domain-containing protein CG16868. The coding region runs from base 198 to 3776 and encodes 1192 amino acids. Gene Ontology annotation, cellular component: voltage-gated calcium channel complex. Gene Ontology annotation, molecular function: voltage-gated calcium channel activity. The transcript has a single exon. Lineage: Eukaryota; Metazoa; Arthropoda; Insecta; Lepidoptera; Gelechiidae. The record is from RefSeq and is a predicted model, not a curated record.
UGGAGCAGGGAAAGUGGCCUGUUGUUUUUAUUUAGUAUUUUAUUGUUUUUGGCUCAUACAUAAAUGAAAAGUGUAUCAAAUAAUCAUUGCUAUACAUAGCAACAGACUAUGGAAUCAAUACAUGGAUUAUCUGCAGUGUGUGAAUGUAAUGAACCCUAUAAUUAUGUGUGACGCGGAUCAAAGAUAAUGCCGACAAGAUGAAGCUUUUAUCGCUGUUAUUUAUGAUUACAACGAGUUUCGGUGCUUGGAACGUCCUCGCCGACAGUGAUAACUGCACGCGGACUGAUAUUCGUUGUGAUUAUAAACAAAAUGUGCGCAAACUUUCAGACACGUUAGCGAGUAAGUUUAGUGAAAUAGUGGUGAAGGAACUCGGUAGCGAGUACACAGCGCACUUUGAAAUCCGGACUGCGUACAAAGUGAGCCGCUACCAGACCUCCGACAAUGACAUACUCACCAGCAUCGCUGACAAAUUAAGCUACAAGCUCUCUUCAGCAACAAACAUACUCAAAGAUAUGAACAGUGUCAUCAGCGACAAUAGCACUCCGUCCUUCACGCAUCCUUGUCCAUUUAACUCUAUUCGUAAGUCAGUAUUCAUUAAAAGUUCAGAUGUCUACGAUAUACCUUCUGCUUUCAGUACAAAAUCUAGAAUGAUGGACCGUUUUAAAGAUUUGAAGAUAAAAAGACAGUAUUUCCUGUCGCAUAUGGAUUACGCGACAGACAGAGAUUGUGCUACAAUGCCACAUUCAAAUCUAAGGUAUUUAUAUCACAAGGUUGUGCACCCAGAUCCUAAACUUGUGGUGUUUAUUAUUGACAACUAUAUGAAAGCAGACUCGUUGCAGCAUGCUGUGAGUGUAGCCAAGGAGGCGGCUUAUGCUCUACAAAGUACAGACAUAAUGGCACUGAAAAUGACCAACACAACAGAUUUUGUUAAGUUUGAAGAUGCAUGUAGUACUGAUGGCAUUUCUGAUUUAGGAAAUGCCACAGACAACAACAAACUCCUGUUAAAAGAAUACCUGUCAAGUUUGGACAUUGCUUCCACAAAUCUAUCACCUCUGGCUAUCAACAAGGAGUUAAAAAGUCUUUUGUCCCAAAAGAACCUGCCAAAGCACAAACUAUUUAUAUUUUUGACUGACACAAAAGUUUUGAAAAAUGAGACGUGGCUGAAAAUGUUCCCAUACACCAAUGAUCCCCACAUGAAGUUUGCAAUUGGACUGAUUUAUGAGAACCAAGUAGACAAGAACAGUUCACUGGGAAUCCUUCAUAUAGAUAAGUGGCAUAACCAUUCAAACAAUCAUUCUGUCAUGAGGCUGCACAUUAAUGACAGUGGGGUGAUUGGCCAAGUUGCAUCAGCUUUCAUCUCCUUACUGCCAGUUAAAUAUGAGAACAAGAAGAUAAAAGUGGAAGGUCCAGUUUGGGAAGCAACCGAAAGAGACUUCAUGAUAUCCCUUGUACUUCCUACGUAUAAUGGAGUGCUGGGCUUGGAUCUAUAUUGGUCAGACCUCGCUGAAGAUAUUAUUUACUUCAAAGGCUCAAAUCAACGGAAAAGAGCUUUUGUUAUGGACUUCUCUGGAAAAGUUCUGAUGCACACAUUUUUCCCAAGACCUGAGGCUGCAUCAGAAAAAAUCAAAUUCACUAAUUUGGAAAGUAUUGAAACUUAUAGCUUUAUUGAUACUGUUAAGCAAGAAAUGUUAACUAAUAGUUUUGGUAAUUUAACUAUGAUAGAUAAGAAUACUACUAAGUCAAUAAUUUAUUCUUGGAAGUGGGUUGAUGAAUUGUAUGUUGUGUGUAUUGUUUCUGAAAUAUUAGAACAGAAAAUGUUUAACAAGACUAACAUAUUUUUCACUAGAAGUAAUAAGGAGAUCUUGUUCCACAGGCUAGAUCUCUUUCCUCCUAAGAAUGGUAAAAUGUGUCGCCACUUUAAACAAGUGGCUACUAUCGACCAGGGUACUGUGUACUUAAGCCCUUCUAGUUUUCAGUCACCUUUUACAUAUCUAUAUGACAUGGGCGAUGGCCAGGAAGCUGUAACUUACAUGCAGAAUUACUUGGCAUACCUAAAAAGUGUAGCUCAUGGACUACUCUCUAAUCCUGGCUUAAAGAAUGAGAUACAACAAGAUGUUGGCUUCCUAAACUCUAUACUGUCGUUUUAUAAGCGUCAACAUUUGCAUGGAGCUUAUUCUAAAUACAUUGUGAGGAGGUAUGCUGUCACUGAGAGUGGUGUGCUUGUGAUGUUCCCAGGGACAGUUCUAGAGUAUGACUAUGAACCAGUAAGAAGGCCUUGGUAUACUUACGCUUUAGAGAACCCUGGGAAAAUAAUACUAACACCACCUAAUUUAGAUGUUGGUGGUGCAGGUUAUGUAGUUUCUAUCUCCUAUGCUGUAAAAAGUCCCUUUUAUCCAACAAUGGUAGUAGCAAUGGACGUCACAAUGGGAUUCCUUUACAAACUGCUUAUUGACAGCAUGCCUCAAUGUGCCAUGUCAUAUGUUAAAUGCUUCAUAAUGAAUAACAGAGGCUAUUUAGUUUCACAUCCAGGAUUAAUGGAUCCAAACAGCUCGGGUCCAAUAGAACAACAGCAUAUCACUCACAAGGAAUCUAUGAUAGCUAUAGACAUGUUGAACCACAAAGGUUUUGUUACUAAAAGGUUGUGCAAUAAUUUUUACGAUAAAACAAUUCAAAGAUUUUAUGAGUUCAACACUUCUUUGCCUAAUGUGCUCUCUAACGUUGUUUCGGGGGACCACUGUGUUCAUUACUACAUCGCUGCUAUUCCCGGCACAAAUGCAUUUGUGGGUCUCGUCAAUGCGUCUUGUAGCGUCGGAGCCUUCUGUCCUUGCAGUAUGGUCGACCGUCUCUGCCUCAACUGCAAUCGCAUGGAGCAAACCGAAUGCGAGUGUCCCUGUGAAUGCAGCUCUGAGCUUUACGAAUGCCCCAAUGUGAAUAUCUCGCGUUUUAACCAGGACAUUUCUCUUUGUGGCAUGAUGCCCGAAAAUAACAACCAUAAGUCACACUACUUCCACAACUUUGCUGAGAAUUUAAAGUCCUGUUUCGAUUUUCAGUGCGAGACAUAUUUGACGCAUUCGUCCUGUUUAGGUGUUCUUGGUUGCGAGUGGUGUCAGAUAGACGCCGAUGGUCGGACGCCACUUUCAGCUCCUUUUUGCACUUCCCAGUCUACCUGCUUCAACGGCGUUUUGGGCGCCGUCACUCCUUACGGGGAGGGAACAUUUGGCCAUUUGAAUAGAGAUGCCUUUGGAAACUAUUCCACUAUAGGGCCGAUUGCUGGAUGCAUUGUCACUGUCAGCUUAGUUAUUGCUGUAGCGAUAUAUUGCUACCGGCAAAAUGUUAGUUCAGCAAGUUGCCACAACCUGUAUGUUGACGGCCCUGCGGAAACUUGGCACGACGCUGAUGUGCAGAUGAGCCACUUGCAGUCCGACGAUAUGCAUGACCAGUCUGGACAGGACAAGUUAUUGCCGGCCAUGGAGAUAGAAGCGCCUAUUUCACCUUAUAGGGUUGUGACAGGGUACCGACGGCCCCAUACCGCUGGAGGUUCCGAUCAUGGCUACUCCACCAUGACGCCUCACGAAGACUCCGAGGCUACUGGUUUCUCAGUGAAUGAUCCCACUGUGCUCUCAGAUGAUACAAAAUCAGACGUAAGCUGUCCACUCCCAGCGAAGAUUAAACCCAGAUUAAAAGCUGGAGGAGACAUGAGUGUUACUGUACUUCCAUGUGGCAAAAACAGCAUAAUAGCACCAGUGACAGUCCACAGGCAUAUGGAAGCAUCAUAAUGUAGUUUCUCAUAGUUAAAUCUACCUCUUGUGUACAUAGUUGAGUUCAAUUUGAUGUAGCUAAUUAUUAUUAUUGUGAUAAAUAUUUGCCAACUUAGAUUUAAGGACAAGAUUAUAACUCCCCCUAUAACAAUAUUCAGUUACUUAAUGUUUGGUGCUCUUCUGUUUAAACAAUAAUUUAUAUUUUUAUAGAGGUUGAAUGUUUUUUAAUGCUUUUUAUUAUUUCUAAAGUCAUUGACAUCAAAUUCGUUUUCAUGUGACAUCCAUACUACAUAAUGCUCUAACAUCAGGGUACCUACAUUUAUCCAAUUUUUGACAGUGUUUACUGUACAAUUUUAUAUCGAUAUUAAGGCUUAAGAAAUCGGACUGUAACAGGUGUAUUGGUAAUGUGUGAAUCACAAUAUAUUAGGCUGCUAAGUGAAUAAGAUAGGCUAAAAUUAAUUUUAUAAAAAUGUGCCUGUGCCUCUUGUAUUGACUA